AUGACUCGGGCUCGCCGGACGAGGAGAAGCCAUUUCGGUAAUAAGAAUAUGGAACGGUCGUUGACGGCCAAAGAGAUCGCGGAGCUGAACGAGUUGUUAAAGUGGGUUUUGUUUGGUUACUAUCCUCUAAUGUUAGACAGGCUCGAGGUUAUCAUGAAGGGGGGCACUGAGAUCACAGAUGACUUGGACCAAACCCACGUGUUCGGCUUCUUCGUAAUCUACCAGGCAGCUGGGCAAUAUCAAGACUUUGGGAAUUCGGCCGUCAUGCGGUCUUUGCUGGGCCUUUCCCACUUAGAGCAGAUCUAUACCCCUGAACUUGAUCCUACAGAUUUUUGA
Molecule: messenger RNA, 336 nt
Organism: Daldinia loculata
Lineage: Eukaryota; Fungi; Ascomycota; Sordariomycetes; Xylariales; Hypoxylaceae
Exons: 2
Coding region: 1-336 (111 amino acids)
Source: RefSeq, a predicted model, not a curated record